Molecule: messenger RNA, 968 nt
Organism: Cyprinodon variegatus (sheepshead minnow)
Lineage: Eukaryota; Metazoa; Chordata; Actinopteri; Cyprinodontiformes; Cyprinodontidae
Product: fucolectin-7-like
Exons: 5
Coding region: 1-948 (315 amino acids)
Source: RefSeq, a predicted model, not a curated record
AUGAGACAAGUUGUCCUCUUUCACUUGAUGCUCCUCCUUCCAAUGUAUUCAACCCACAAUUACCCAAAUGUGGCUUUGCGUGGCAAAGCAACUCAGUCACAGCGCUAUUUUGGUAGCGCAUAUGGUAUUUAUGGUGCUGCAUCCAAUGCCAUUGAUGGAAACAGAAGUCCCAUCUUCCGUGAUGACUCUUGCACCCAUACUUCAAACCAAACCAAUCCAUGGUGGAGAGUGGACCUGCUGGACUCGUAUAUCAUCACCCAAAUUAUAAUCACCAAUAGAGGAGACUGUUGUGAGGAACGCAUCAAAGGAGCAGAAAUACGGAUUGGAACCUCUAAAGAAAGAAACGGUCUUGGAAACCCAUUGGCUGCUACAAUUCCCGCCAUUGCAAGUGGGGCCUCUCACAUAAUAAACAUUCCUGCUCGCAUGGAGGGACGAUACGUCACUGUUGUAAUUCCAGGGGAAGGCAAGGUUCUGUCACUCUGUGAAGUGGAGGUGUAUGGCUACCGUGCCCCAACUGGUGAGAACCUUUCCCUUCAAGGAAAAGCCACACAGUCAUCGCUGUAUGAGACUGGUAUAGCAUACAAUGCCAUAGAUGGAAAUCGCAACAAUGACUGGUCUCAGGCUUCUUGCUCGCACACAAACCAAGACCUCAGCCCCUGGUGGCGCCUGGAUCUGCGCAAAACACGCAAAGUGUUUUCCAUUAAAGUCGUCAACCGGAAUAUGCUUGAACAACGACUACUUGGAGCAGAGAUCCGCAUUGGAGAUUCUCUUGAUAACAAUGGCAACAACAAUCCAAGAUGUGGUCAAAUCACACCAUCCUCUGGAAAAAGUCUUCAUGAGUUUGAGUGUGAAGGAAUGGAAGGACGUUACGUCAACAUAGUAAUCCCUGACAGAAUGGAGUGGCUCACUCUUUGUGAAGUGGAGGUUUAUGGCUCCACGCUUGAAUAAAGUCUAUUAAUGGCAUUACA